AUGUCCGGUAACGCAACAUUCUCGCGGAAUAUCACGGCAAGUGGACAUGUGGAUCAUGGAAAGACGACAUAUCUCGACUCGCUACUCGCUGCAAAUAAUAUCAUCUCAACAAGACAAGCCGGCAAGAUUCGAUAUCUUGACAGUCGAGAAGAUGAACAGGAGCGCGGGAUCACAAUGGAGGCGAGCGCCGUCUCGCUCAGGUUUACCAGCGGAGCCUCUGCAGGAUCUUCUGGAACAGCUACCCCAGUCGGAGAAUCCAGCACUGUAUACACCAUCAACCUCAUCGACACACCCGGCCACAUCGAUUUCUCGAGCGAGGUUUCGGCGGCAUCCCGCCUCUGUGAUGGCACUCUGGUGCUUGUAGACGUCGUAGAGGGGGUGUGUACCCAGACAGUGUCCGUGCUUCGUCAAGCACGAGCGGAUCGCCUCAAACCGAUUCUCAUUCUCAACAAGUUUGAUCGUCUCAUCACCGAGCUGCAGAUGAGCCCAACAGAGGCCUACCACCAUCUAUGUCAGCUUAUCGAGCAGGUGAAUGCGGUCAUGGGGAGCUUCUUUGCGAGCGAGCGACUUGAGGAUGACUUGCGAUGGAGAGAAGAGAGAGAGCGACGGCUCGAAUCACGUCGUCAGGCUAUAGCCAAUCUUGACCAGCCAACAGACGUGGACCAAGCCGUCUUUGACGAGUUUAAAGAAAAGGACGACGAGGACAUCUAUUUCGCUCCUGAUCGUGGCAACGUUAUCUUUGCCUCUGCGAUCGAUGGUUGGGCGUUCCGAAUAGGCAAGUUUGCAAGACUAUAUUCCAACAAGCUCGGAUUCAACGAGGAGACGCUGAAGAAGGUCUUGUGGGGUGACUAUUAUCUCGACCCGAAGACGAAACGAGUAAUCUCGCAACGACACCUCAAGGGACGAAACCUCAAACCUUUGUUUGUUCAGCUCGUGCUGGAGAAUAUCUGGAAUGUUUAUGAAAACGUCAUAACAAACCCAAACCCCGAAAAGGUUACAAAGAUUAUUGGAGCUUUGAACCUUAGGAUACUUCCUCGUGAUAUCAACUCGAAGAACCCGCGCCAUCUGCUGAAUCUCAUCUUCUCCCAAUGGCUGCCUCUAGCCAGUUGCACCAUUCAAGCCGUCAUAGACAUCGUACCUCCACCCACAAUCGCGCAAGAGACGCGUCUGCCGAAAAUUGUCUACCCAGAUCUUUCCGAGGAGACGAAAGAGCCCAAGAACAAACUUGAACGAGGUCUUUGGGCCUGUGACUCUCAGGAAGACUCGUAUGUCAUUGCAUACGUGAGCAAAAUGUUCGCUGUGCAAAGGAAGGAUAUGCCAGAAUCCAAGAGAGCUCCGGGGAGUCGAAAUGCAGAAUCGAAGGAAGACGAGGACGCGACGCCUACAAUCGAAGCGGAUGAGAAUGACGAGGUCCUUCUCGGCUUCUCGCGGCUCUAUUCUGGACGACUACGAACCGGAAGUACCGUCGCUGUCAUUCUGCCAAAAUACCAACAUGCUCGAGGCGUUUCGUCGCCACGAAAUAGCAGGUUCAUUUCGUUCAUCAAAAUCAAGGCGCUGUACACCAUGAUGGGACGAGAUCUGGUUCCGAUAUCCGAAGUUGUGGCUGGGAAUGUCUUUGCAGUCGCUGGACUCGGCGGGUUUGUUGGGAGGAGUGCAACUAUUUGCUCACCAUCAUCCAUUGGAUUUGAUGAGAAUAUGGCAAUUCAAGACCUAGAAUCGAAGCCAGAGGCGGAGUGUAUCAUCAAUUUGGGUGGUCUUGGGCUGCAGAUUUCUCCUAUCGUCAGAGUAGCCGUAGAGCCCGUCGAGUCUGCGGAUAUGUCAAAGAUGGUGGAGGGACUAAAAAUAUUGAGUCAAUCGGACCCAUGCGUCGAAGUCUUUCAGCAACAGACUGGGGAGUGGGUCAUCCUCUGUGCAGGAGAGCUUCACUUGGAGAGAUGUCUCAAAGAUUUACGAGAGAGAUUUGCCAAGGUGGAGAUUCAGGCCUCGAAUCCCAUCGUACCGUUUCGUGAAACAGCCGUCAAAGCUCCCGACAUGGCUCCACCGAAAACUGCCAAUGCACCGAGAGGCACAGUACAUGGAUCAGCCUCUCACUCACUUGCAACGUUUACCGUCCGUGCUGUGCCAAUGCCAGAUGCGUUGACAGAGUACCUUCAACAAAAUCACUCUAUAAUAGCCCGACUCGAGCGCGAGAUGCACGAUCGUGUCAAUGGAGUUCAACAGCAGGAUUCAAGGGAUGAGGAUACCGAGGAGGAACUUGCGAUUGCCCAUGGCGAACUGUUUCAUAAACCGACUGUGAAACCUGAGGAUUUCUGGACCACCUUUACCGAUAUCGCUAAAAAGGCUGGUGGAGAGUGGGCAAAGCGCGCGAGUCACGUUUGGGCCUUUGGACCAAACCGAACUGGACCAAAUCUCCUUCUGGACUGUCGUCCCGAAGGUGAACGAUGGCAUGACAGAAUGACAUGUAGUCGAAACGACCCACCUCCACAUAUCUCACGAUCAUCCCUCGAAUAUGAGCCCAGUCUCGAGGCUGGUUUCCAGAUAGCCACUCUACAAGGGCCCAUGUGCGCGGAACCAGUACAGGGCAUGGCGUACAUAGUCGAGUCGCUACAAUCGACCGAGCCGGAGAAACAGGAUCAAGACGCACAUUCUAAGCGAGCACAAGCCAAGGGCUCGUUGAUAUCUGGAAUGAGAGACGCAUGUCGGAAAGGGCUCUUGGACUGGUCUCCAAGGUUAUUACUGGCCAUGUACAGCUGUGAUAUUCAGGCCGCGACCGAGGUCUUGGGCAAAGUGUAUAGCGUCGUCGGCAGACGCAAGGGUCGAAUCGUCGCCGAAGAAAUGAAAGAAGGGACGACGUAUAUUACUGUAUCUUCCGUCAUCCCUGUCGUGGAGAGCUUUGGCUUUUCCGAUGAAAUAAGGAAAAAGACAUCAGGUGCAGCCAAUCCGCAACUAAUCUUCAGCGGCUAUGAGAGAUUGGAUCUCGAUCCAUUCUGGGUGCCCACCACUGAAGAGGAACUGGAAGAUUUGGGAGAGAAAGCGGACCGAGCCAACGUGGCGCGUGGGUACAUGGAGGCCGUUCGGGAGCGAAAGGGCAUGUUUGUGGAGAAGAAGCUCGUGCAAUUUGCCGAAAAGCAACGAACGCUCAAGCGCUAG
This is a messenger RNA of Serendipita indica DSM 11827, 3150 nucleotides long. Lineage: Eukaryota; Fungi; Basidiomycota; Agaricomycetes; Sebacinales; Serendipitaceae. The record is from the annotation of a GenBank genome assembly.